Messenger RNA from Leucoraja erinaceus (little skate), 2352 nucleotides. RefSeq names its product histone H4 transcription factor (gene hinfp). Gene Ontology annotation, biological process: anatomical structure development; regulation of transcription by RNA polymerase II. Lineage: Eukaryota; Metazoa; Chordata; Chondrichthyes; Rajiformes; Rajidae. The record is from RefSeq and is a predicted model, not a curated record. Bases 364 to 2049 code for a protein of 561 amino acids. Gene Ontology annotation, molecular function: DNA-binding transcription factor activity, RNA polymerase II-specific; RNA polymerase II cis-regulatory region sequence-specific DNA binding. The transcript is spliced from 11 exons.
CCCGGACCCGGACCCUGCGCCGCCGCCCCCCGCCCCGACACUGGUCCACCCGCCGGAAGUGGCCCGCCGCCGCCAGCCAGUGCACUUCCGGUGCCGACUCCAGGCUCAAACUGGAGGAUGAAGAGAAGGAAGUUUUCUAACCUCCACAUCUAUCAUCGGAAACUUGGGUAGCCCUGUGCGACAACAUCACUUGAAGUAAAUUAACAACUUCCUGGAUUUCUGAGUGGAUUGUAACUGGCAACCAAGACAAAGUCAAUGUAGUUUUAUGCAUACUGGUAUAUUGUGCAUCUACGUGCCUGAAAAUGCAAACAAUCAACGAAAAAAGAUUUGCCUGGAUGUAGGAUGUGAUUUGAGCAGAACAAAAUGGCAAAACGGAAGACGGGGUGUGACAUCAUGGCAGCUGGAAAGAAUAUGAAAUAUGAUUCUCUGGUGCUUUUGUGUGAAUGGGGGUCGUGUGGAUUUACUGCAUCUGGAAUGGAAGAUUUCAGCAAUCACAUCGCGGGGCAUUUGAAGGAGCAUUUAAAGGAGCAAAUCCAAGGAGACGAGAGUGAUAAUGAGCCACAAGAGGAGCAUCAGUGCCUGUGGGCCGACUGUGGGUUCUACUCGGUGGAGAGUUCAACAGACGUGAUCCGACAUGUAUAUUUUCACGCCUACCACACAAAGCUUAAAUACUGGGGUCUGCAGACUCUCCAGGCUCAGACUGAACUCGAACAUUGUUUAUUGGAUCGGCAGAGCCGUAAUAUCAUUCCAGAAAUUCCAGAGAGUUUUAUUUGCCUCUGGGGGCACUGUGACAGCACUUUUGAGAAUCCAGAAUGGUUCUACAGGCACGUGGACAUGCAUGGAAUGUGUUCAGAUCGUGAUGCAACCACAGACACUAAUAUUAUAAUUCCGUGCUGUUGGAAAGAUUGUGAGGCAACAUUCAAAGUAAAGUUUAAGUUACGGGAACAUUUGCGAAGUCACACUCAGGAGAAAGUGGUGGCAUGCCCGACUUGUGGGGGAAUGUUUGCCAGCAACACCAAAUUCUUUGAUCACAUCCGCAGGCAGACAGCCACGGAAUAUCAACGCUUCCAGUGCUCCCACUGCUCUAAAAGAUUUGCCACUGAAAGGCUACUCAGGGAUCACAUGCGGCAUCAUGUGAAUUAUUACAAGUGCCCAUUUUGCGAUAUGACCUGCCCAGCACCAUCUGCCUUGCGGAACCAUAUCAAGUUCCGCCAUAGUGACGAGAAGCCAUUCAGAUGUGAAUACUGUGAAUACAGCUGCAAGAACUUGGUUGAUCUAAGAAGACAUUUGGACACCCACAGUGAAGACCCGACCUAUCGGUGUGAGUUUGCGGGUUGUACAUUCAGCGCUCGAUCCCAAUAUUCUAUCAAGUCCCACUACAGGAAGGUACAUGAGGGGGAUAUGGAACCCAGAUACAAAUGUCACGUGUGUGACAAAUGUUUCACCAGAGGUAACAAUCUGACCGUGCACCUCAGGAAGAAACAUCAGUUUAAGUGGCCUUCAGGUCAUCCCCGUUUCAGAUACAAAGAGCAUGAAGAUGGCUACAUGCGACUACAGCUAGUACGUUAUGAGAGUGUUGAACUGACUGAACAGCUAAUGAAAGAGCGGGAGAAGCAGGAUGGUCGCUUAGAGAGCAUAUCGGAGAGUUUGGUCUUGUCAGAAGCGAACCUACGAGGGAUUAUACUGGAGCCAGUGGAAGAAUCAAACAGCGAGGACCAGGGGGUAGACAAGCAGAGCGUCGACUCUCUGAACUGUUGUACGAAUGAAUGUAGGGAACGCUGCAGUUACAGUGAUGGUGCUGACCUGGAGCAUCUCCAGCAGUCGCCGCUGGGCUCCUGUGACUCCAGUAAAAGCCCCAUUAUCCGGGUGGUCAACCGGACUAACGAACAUGGGGAAAAUGAGACCGUUUACUACGUUCUGACCAAUGCACCACAUAACACAGGGAGCACAGGCCCAAUCAGUGAGGACACUACUAUGGAGACUGAAGGACCCUCCACUGACAACAUAGAAAAGACUGCGGAAGAAUUGGGCAUUGAAAUAAUUGGCUAGUACUAAUUAACCAAAUUCAUUGCUGGUGUGUUUGUUUGAUAUUUUGUAUAUUUGCUUUAACUUUGAGUCACAGCCUCUGUGAUGCAAUGUUGACUGGUUUGCCAAUAUUGGCUAUAUUUAUAGACAUGUUUAUUUUUACUGUAGCCCCUCUGUAUGAAAUUCAUUAUGUUGCAUAUCUCGCAUUGCCAGGAGCAAUACAGUCCCUGCUUUCAAUUACGCUACAAUCAUUAGAUCGAAGACAUUUAUUCAAACAGAUUUUGACUGAUGUACAGUGUCAAUACAACAAAUAGUUUUAAUCAGCAA